GUUUCGGGGCGGCGGGGCCGCGCCGCGGGUUCUAUGGGGAAAGCGGCCGCGCUGUGCAGCGGCAGCACCCGCGGGCUGGUCUCACUGCUCAGCGCCGUCCCUUGCUUGGCUUGCCACGAGCUGCCGGGCUCCGGUCGCCGCGCCAUGAGCGCCGAGACGGCGGGUGCGGGGAGCCGGGGCGGCGGUGGCGGAGCGGCGGCGGGGGGAGCGCCUGCAGCGCCGGGCUCCGACACCUACAAGGGCUGGCUCUUCAAGUGGACCAACUACCUGAAGGGCUACCAGCGCCGCUGGUUCGUGCUCAGCAACGGGCUGCUCAGUUACUACAGGACGCAGGCGGAGAUGGCCCACACGUGCCGUGGCACCAUCAACCUGUCCACAGCUCACAUUGACACCGAGGACUCGUGCAACAUUGUGCUGUCCAACGGGGGCAGGACUUACCACCUGAAGGCCAGCUCAGAAGUGGAGAGGCAGCGCUGGGUCACGGCGCUGGAGCUGGCCAAGGCGAAAGCCAUCCGCAUGAGGAACAACCAGUCAGAUGACUCGGGUGAUGAGGAGCCCGCCUCACAGUCAGACAAGAGUGAGCUGCACAGCACGCUGAAAACCCUCUCGAGUAAGCUGGAGGACCUGAGCACUUGCAAUGACCUGAUUGCCAAGCACGGGGCCGCCCUGCAGCGCUCGCUGAGCGAGCUGGAGAACCUGAAACUGCCAGCUGAAAGUGGUGAGAAGAUCAAGGCUGUGAAUGAGCGAGCCACGCUCUUCCGCAUCACCUCCAAUGCUAUGAUCAACGCUUGCCGUGAUUUCCUGGACUUAGCAGAAACUCACAGCCGAAAAUGGCAUCGGGCACUGCAGUAUGAGCGGGAGCAGCGGAUCCGGCUGGAGGAGACCAUCGAGCAGCUAGCCAAGCAGCACAACAGCUUGGAGAGAGCCUGCCGUGGGGCACCGGGCAGCACAGGCAGCACCGGCACUGCCAAGGGGAGUGUGCAGUCUGCCAAAGGAGAAGCCAGUGAUGAAGAUGAAGAGACGGAAUAUUUUGAUGCCAUGGAGGAUGCACCAGCUUUUAUCACUGUAACCGCAGACCCCAAGCACCACAGGCGUUCGGGCAGUAACCUGAGCGGGGCCAGCGAGGGCCACCCUGAGGACUGGAACCUGGAGGACAGCGUGAGUUGGGCAGAGUGGGUAUUUGAAAGCUCAAAUCAAAGCAGCUACAAUGAGUCCUGCAAAGAUCUCCUGCCGAGGAAAAGGAGACGGAGCCGCAUCCCUGACAAACCCAACUACAGCCUUAACCUCUGGAGCAUCAUGAAGAACUGCAUUGGCAAAGAGCUCUCCAAGAUCCCCAUGCCUGUGAACUUCAAUGAGCCACUCUCCAUGCUGCAGCGGCUGACAGAGGACCUGGAGUACCACGAGCUGCUGGACAAAGCAGUCAAGUGUGAGAGCUCCACAGAGCAGAUGUGUUUCGUGGCAGCCUUCUCAGUGUCUUCCUACUCGACGACGGUGCACCGCACAGCGAAGCCGUUCAAUCCAUUGCUGGGGGAAACCUAUGAGCUCGACAGGCUGGAGGAGCUGGGCUUCCGUUCCCUGUGUGAGCAGGUGAGCCACCACCCCCCAGCAGCUGCCCACCACGUCUUCUCCAAGCGAGGCUGGACGCUGUGGCAGGAGAUCACCAUCGCCAGCAAGUUCAGGGGCAAAUACCUCUCCAUCAUGCCUCUGGGUGCCAUCCACCUCGAGUUUCACUCCAGUGGGAAUCACUACGUCUGGAGGAAAGUCACUUCCACUGUUCACAAUAUCAUUGUGGGCAAGCUUUGGAUUGACCAGUCUGGUGAAAUAGAGAUUGUUAACCAUAAGUCAAAAGAUAAAUGCCAGCUGAAAUUUACCCCCUACAGCUACUUCUCCAGGGAUGUCCCCCGAAAGGUGACAGGGGUGGUGAGUGAUGCUGAUGGCAAAGCCCAUUAUGUCAUGUCGGGCACAUGGGACGAGAAGAUGGAGUGCUCCAAAAUCGUGCAGAGCAGCCAUGGCAGCGCCGGCUCCGAGGGCAAACAGAAAACUGUCUACCAGACGCUGUCCCCAAAGGUCUUGUGGAAGAAGUACCCCCUCCCGGAGAAUGCCGAGAACAUGUACUUCUUCUCCAGCCUGGCCCUCACCCUGAAUGAGCCCGAGGAGCGCGUGGCUCCCACGGACAGCCGGCUGCGUCCCGACCAGAGGCUGAUGGAGAGCGGCCGCUGGGACGAGGCCAACGUGGAGAAGCAGAGGCUGGAGGAGAAGCAGAGGGCUGUGCGCCGCAGGAGGGAGGCUGAGGCUGUGGAGGCCCUGGAGGAAGGCAAGGACUACGAGGGUUACAUCCCGCUGUGGUUUGAGCGGAAGGUGGAUCCCAUCACAGGGGAGCUCAUCUGCACCUACAAAGGCGGCUACUGGGAGGCCAAGGACAAGCAGGACUGGAGCUCGUGCCCUGAUAUCUUCUGAGCUGCCGUGUUUGCUCUGGUGUGGCCAACCUGCAGCAGGACAGACAGAUGGAGGGACAGCAAGGACACACGGCAGCGCCCUGCCAGUGCUUGACAGUGCAAAUAAACACACACACACAGGGAGAAAUCUGACAAAGAGAAUCUAAACAGGGAUUCCAAACCUAUUUUUUUAUGCACUAAUAAAUAGCAUCUUUUUUUUUCUUUUUUCUUUUUUUUUUUUUUUCUUUAAAUGGUGGCUUUUUCAGCUACUAAUUAGGAAAGAGGACGCGUGGCUCUGGUUCGUUUUUAGCCUCGGGUAUUUAUUGCUGUCAGGAGCUGCUGCCUGUAUCUUUCAGCACCUCGGCUGAGACAACAACUUCCAAAGAUGCUCGUGUUGUGGGAUGCCGUGCAUUUGUGUGAGCUCUUUCCUUUGGCAUCUUUUUCCCCCAUUUGUUAAAA
This is a messenger RNA of Tympanuchus pallidicinctus (lesser prairie-chicken), 2894 nucleotides long. It is a transcript of the gene OSBP2, whose product is annotated as oxysterol binding protein 2. The transcript is spliced from 14 exons. NCBI's taxonomy places the organism in Eukaryota, Metazoa, Chordata, Aves, Galliformes, Phasianidae. The coding region runs from base 34 to 2457 and encodes 807 amino acids. Gene Ontology annotation, molecular function: cholesterol binding. The record is from RefSeq and is a predicted model, not a curated record. Gene Ontology annotation, cellular component: cytosol; intracellular membrane-bounded organelle; membrane.